AUGGAGACACCACAUACCAAAUCUCCAAAUAAGACAAGAAACGAAGCCAGAGAUCGACUUGACAAAUCUAAGGGUAGACCAACCCCAACAACAACAAAGGCUGCUGCAAAAGAGAAUACAAAGCCACAAGAAUUCAGACUCCAUACUGGACAGAGAGCUCUCAGACGAGCAAUGUUCAAUUAUUCGGUUGCGACUAAGAUAUAUAUGACACAGCUACAAAAGAAACAAGUUGAGAAGUUGCACAAGAUAAUUGAAGAGGAAGAGGUUCGGAUGAUGAGAAAGGAGAUGGUUCCAAGAGCCCAAUUGAUGCCUCUAUUUGAUAGGCCCUUCUUUCCACAAAGAUCAAAUAGGCCAUUGACAGUUCCAAAGGAGCCAAGUUUCAAAAUGUUGAACAGCAAGUGUUGGAGCUGCAUUUCUGACGACGAACUCCACCAUUUUCAACAUGCUUUAGGUUUUCAAGCCCAUUAAGUGAAACCAC
Tripterygium wilfordii is the source of this 478-nucleotide messenger RNA. RefSeq names its product protein TPX2-like. The coding region runs from base 1 to 468 and encodes 155 amino acids. Gene Ontology annotation, molecular function: microtubule binding; protein kinase activator activity. The transcript has 6 exons. NCBI's taxonomy places the organism in Eukaryota, Viridiplantae, Streptophyta, Magnoliopsida, Celastrales, Celastraceae. Gene Ontology annotation, biological process: activation of protein kinase activity; mitotic spindle assembly; regulation of mitotic spindle organization. The record is from RefSeq and is a predicted model, not a curated record. Gene Ontology annotation, cellular component: nuclear microtubule; mitotic spindle.